GGUUUCUCGCUCACCUUGUAUCCUCCUUUUGUUUUCUUACCCUCCUACCAGCAGAGAGAGGGAGGGAUAACAGGGUGCAGAAGGGAGGGGGGAGUUUAGGUACCCACCUCUGUACACCUCUGUAAUAACCCUGCCUGUUGGGGGCGGCCUUGCUGCCAAUAUUUUCAUUACUAAUACUUCAUUAUAGAUAGUUAAUUCGUGAUUUUUGGAUUUAGUAAUUCGUACUCCUCGGUAUUAUUUUCUAUGUUUUUUUUCUCUCUCUGACUAUAGGAUUCUACAAUUCAGAAAAUAUAGAUGUAUUUAUUUUCAGGGUGGUUGUAAAGGAAACGGGACAUUCUAGUCGUUUCCAGUUUCCACCUCAAGCUGGUGUCACCCUCAUGCUGGCUGUUUAUUAAUCAGACAUUGAUCGUUGUAUGGAGGAUGGGGAGGAGGAGGAGGGUGUCUGUGGCAGCCGGGCACAGACUAGGAAGCAGGAUGGUGAGGGUGCUAGUGACUCGCAAGGCCGGGUUGCUGCUGCUGCCAACGCUGGCUACUUCAGGGUUUCCCGAAGCCGGCCCGCGGUAUGGGUGCAGGAUCUUAGCCCGGAGCUGAGGCACGGAUAUCGCAUCCUCAGUUACUUUCUGCAGGACAAGCACAGGGGCCUGUGCCAACCUUUCCUGCAGUCUAAGACUGGUGAUAACAGCAAAGCGACGAAGGCCGGGGAGUACCGGGGGAGGGAAAUGGUGGUGGCAGGCUUUGAGAGGGUGCCAGGCCCCGAGUGCAGUGUGACAGCUUGUGGGCAAGAUAAAACCUUACAGAAAGGCAGCGGUGGGCAACAGAUGGAAGGUGCAGAUGACAGGGGCACAGAUAAUAUAGGCCCAGUGCUUAGGAAUGAUAAGAUGGCAGGCGGACAGGUGCCAGGAGUACAUGCUGAGGUGGCCAUUGGAGUAUUAGGGCUGGAUGUUGCUGAGGUACCAGUUUCGUUUGGUGAAGAUAGUAAAGGGAGAGAAAUAUCUGACCCAGUACUUCUAAAUGAUAAGAUGACAGAUGAUCAGGUGCUAGUAAGUGCUGUAUCGCCAAACUUGAAGGCUGCAGUUUAUAAGGAGGCAGAUAAUUUACAUCCAGUGCUGGAAGUUAAAGACGAUAAUAAUUUAAAAAGUACUAUGGAAGUUUCAGAGUUAGGUAGAAAAGCUACCAUUCAAAUGCCAGGCUUACAGGUUGCAGAUGUAAAAGUGACAGAUGAGGAGUUACAGCUUAAAGCUGCUGUGGAGCCAGCCAGCAACAAGGAAACAAGUGUGAGUGAGGAUUCCAACAAAAGUAACUCAGAAAUGUCAAACUGCUCUGGGGAAGCCAAUAUCAGGCAAACAGCCAUGCCAGACUGUGAAGAAAGUCUGGAGGAAGAAUGUAAAUCAUCAUCAAAAGUGGCAGACAAUGUGCUGAAGGACAACAUGGUGCCAGGAGCUAUGUCUCUGCUGAAAAUGGAGAAUAAAUUUUCCUCUGGGCAAUACAGAGAUAUUGGGGACUUUGUGUCAGAUUUCAGGGCUAUGCUGGAGGGUUGUUACCGACUACAUGGGGUGGAUCACUGGCUCUCAAAACAAGCCCAGAAACUGGAGUUGAUGCUGGAGCAGAAGCUGGCACUGCUGUCCCGGAACUUAAGGGAAAAAACAUCUAUUGUUGUCACAUCCAAUGGUUGCUAUGGGCUAGAGGUUGACAAAGGAGCAACAUGCACUUCAACUCGAAGAAGAUCAACAACAAGAAGCUUGGCCAAUGCAAAUGGUGGUUCAGUGGAAUCUAUAAUGGUGCAGGUCUUAAGACAAGAAGAGCUCCUAAGAGCAAAGGAAGAAAAAAGGCUCAGAGAGCAAGAAAAGAAGGAAGCAGAAGGAGCAAGUCAAAAAGAAGUAGAAGAUUGGGACAAAAACCUCCUUGCACUUGCAGAGCCAACUUCCAUGGAGACCAUGUGGGAAAUACCUGCAAUUGGUCAUUUUCUUUGCUUAGCACAACAAAUUCUAAAUCUUCCUGAAAUUGUGUUUUAUGAGUUGGAGCGAUGUUUAUUGAUGCCUCAAUGCAAUACAUUUCUGUCAAAAAUAAUGACUUCUUUAUUAAGCCCUCCACAUCGCAGACCGACCUUGCAUCGUAGACCUAACCUACCAUAUAGGGCAUGGGAAGCAGCUCUUAGACAAAAGGUACAGCAGUGGUAUACUGUUGUAGGUCAGGCUGAGAACCCUGAUCGUUGUGCAGAAAAGCUUGGGCUGUGCUCUCAGUUUUUUAGGGUUCUUGGUGAAGUAAACCCACUUGAACAUGCAGCAUUUCACGAACACCCUUUCUAUAAAAGGGUUUGGUUGCUAAAAGGUCUUUGUGAUUUUGUUUAUGAAACGCAAAGUGAAGUUCAAGAUGCUGUACUUGGGCAGCCUAUACACGAAUGCAGAGAGGUCAUAUUAGGUUAUGAUGCCCAGGAAAAUUCCUAUAUCCACUUUCCCCAAUUCUGUGGAGCAGAUGUGCGAGUGUACAAACAAAGGCCAUUAAAAGCUCCUGAUUUUCCAAUCCCAUCCAUUCAAAUAAAAAGAGCACCCCGGAUAAAACUAGAAAAAACUAAAUGUAAGUACUCUAACAAAAUUAAUGGUGAGAUAUCUGCUGAGGAAAAAGUGGCAUCUCCUAGCCCAGGGACUGGUCUGGAAAAAUACUUUAAAUAUGAAGACUCUUCUACAGAACAUCACUUUAGCAGUAAUAGCGAAGAACAGGACACAAAGUCAGACUGUGAAAUCUUUAGACCCUGUGAUACAAUGAAAACCAACUCCUGUAAGGAGAAUGUGGAAAAGCCUGUAAGCCCAGGGGAGAUUAUUGGCUAUGGGGAACCUCUAAGUCCAGGGGAAAUAAGAAUCCUUGAAAAUGUGAAUAAGUAUGGAGAAGCAAAUAUAGUCAAAUUGGAUCCCAAAUUGUUGAAAGAAAAUACACUAAAAACAUGCCAGAUACAUUUAAACGGGAACCACGCUGAUUCUACUGAUUCUAUUUUUCAUCGAUUUGCAAGGGACCUUAUUUUAGAUCAUGGUUUACUGAACCACAAGGAAUCAAAGGCCAGUAAAAUCCGUGCGAAAAAGAAAAAGAAGAAAAAAAAGAAACUAAAAGACAUGUUAAUUGACAAUAUGCAGGAUAAAUGUGAAAGUGUACGCACACACUCGUUCAGAUCUUACAAGACGGAAAUCCAAAAUAAACUCUUUUUAACAAAGAAGAAAGCAAAGCACAAGAAGCACAAAUCUGGAAAAAAAUCUGUGUCUAAGAAAGUGAUUACAAAGAAAAGAAAAACUUCAAGUUCACCAGCUGCUCCUGAAUUUCAACUUGUUUGUUCCAAUCUUGAUGAACUUAGGGAACUUAAAAAAAAAAUAGAAGAAGAACUUAAACUUUUGGAUAGCAACAAAAAGAAAUCGGAAAAGUGGCACUUUAGAAGACAAGGUGUAAAAGAAUUGCAUUGCACCUUAAUACGCUUGCUAAAUGAAUUGUUACCUUGGGAACCAAAGUUGCUAAAGGCGUUUCAAAGAAACAGAGCCAGAAUAAAAAAGGACUACGACGAUUUCAAACGUCACUCUGAUCAAGAUUUAAACAGGGAAUCCUUUUCUCAUGAAGUGUGCAAUGUUAGCAAAUGUCCAAACGCUGUAACAAGUGCCAUGGAUAUAAAUCAUCAAGAAAUGCUAAAGAAAGAUUCUGUUGAUCAAUUGAAGGUUCCGGAAAUAGAUUUGCCAGGAAAAAACAAAUUACUGAAAAAAGAACCCCUCUCCAGAGACUUUUCAAAAUCUCCUCCAAAAACUUCUAAACGCCAGUGGAAACAAUACAUUCAUCUUGGUAAUGAAACAAAAGAGACUUCACCAAAAAAGAAACUCAAGUUAGAUGCACAUGAGGCUACUUUACAUUGCACAGAAGAAAGUAUGCAUGCAUAUAUAAAAGACCCGCAACAAACUGAUUCAGAAUCCCCAGAAGUUGUUAAAGGGACCAAACCAAUUCAGGCUUUGAUUGCAAAGAAUUCUGGGAAUAAAGUGACCUUAACAAGUCAUAUAGUUCCAAGCAUAAGCAAAAGCAUACAUGCUCCUGAACAUUCAGCAUCAUCUUCAACAGAGAAAUCCAUAGUAAAACCUGUAACGUCCUUCCAAGAUGAUUCAAAAACCCAUUUACAAGUGGUUUACAAGAUGGCAGGAGGGCAAUGUGUCCCUGUUGAUCUUCAGAAUUCCCCUUUAAAGAUUCAGAUGCAGCCAGUGGUAGAUGCUAAAACUGGAGAAAAAGUAAUUCAGCCAGUUUUAGUUUUGCCCAAAAAUCUUCUUAUUCAACACAAAGAAGGACAGGUAUUUUCAAAGGAAAACCACUUCUUGCAGAAAAGUGAAGUAGGAGAGCACAGCACACCAAAUGGAUCACUGUUCAGUUCCCCAUCAAGUUAUGUUACAGAAAAUACAACUUCAAAACACCAAAGUGUUGUGCAUUUUACAAAAUUUCCAAGUGCUGUAGUUGCUCCACAUCUAUCUAAACCAACAUCUGAGAAUAGUGUUCUGAAAUCACCUAGUGAAAUAAACAAAGGCAGUACUGCUUUAGCAACUAUAUUUCCACCUUCUGUUCUGCCCUCUGUUAUGUCUCUUGCAGUUCAUCCUAAUCCAAAAGAAAAAACACCAGCCAGAGGUAGCACUGGAGUGACUAAUAAUACAACAGUCACAUCACCUAUACAACCCAUGGAUUCUGAAACAAAGCAAGAAUUGAAAACAGUAUGUAUUAGAGACUCUCAAUCGAUUCUUGUGCGAACACGUGGUGGCAACACAGGGGUUGUAAAGGUACAGACAAGCCAUGACCAGAGCUCUUCUGUCAUGACGCCAAACUCUAUUUUUACAUUUUCACCUCAGCUUCAGUCAUUUAUGGUAUCAAAUACUAAAACAUCUGCAUCCUCUUCUCCAUUUCUUCCUGGCUUCCUUUCUUCAACUUCUGGAAUUUCAUCUUCUUCAUCCUCUGUAGCUGUUUCUGAAGUUCUUAACAAGUUACCCGAACCAAAUCUUGCUGCACAAUGCCAGUAUCAAAGCACUGCAAACCUCUGUCAAAUAGCAGGUAAGCUCAAGCAGCCUACUAGCAUUCCUUCCACCAACCUUUCAACAAGUUCCUUUCUACCGUCACCUUUACCAUCUGUUGCAGUAGGCUUUACAGACACUUUAGGAAAAGUUAAUACUCCAGUUACCAAGACUAAAGCAGAUAAAAAACAGACAGAAUCUAACGGCAGUAAAAUACCAGCAAUGCUGCCUGACAGCACAUCAUCAAUUGGUGAUUUACCAUGUGCACCUUCACUACAUAAAGUUAUGUUGGUUACAGCACCUUCUAUUCUUCCACCCACACAAAUGAGCACACUGUCUACAUCAACACCAUCUGUGGUUUCUCCUCAGAAGCUUGUUUUCAUUAAUGCUCAAGUGCCAAGUGCUUCAUCAAGCACCAGCAAUGCACAGCAUUCCUCAAAGCAAGCUGUGCCUUCACUAGUUGGUAGGACACCAGUUAAAGCUGCUGAACAACCCCAGAUCUUUUUAAUUCCUUCUACUUUUGGGUCACCAGUAAAAAUAAGUUCAGCUCCUAUCGUGUCUCAAGUAAAAGAUGUGAAAAUUGGACUAAGCAUUGGGCAAACUAUUCUAAAUACAAGUGGAUCCACAAAGAAUAUCUUGCCAUUUAAUAUUCUUCAAAAUGCAUGCACUAAAGAAGACAGUGUCAGUAAAGGCUUUGGCAUGUCAGCAACAGCUACAGAAAUUCCAGGAGUUCAAAAUGGUGGCCUAGGUGUAAGUAAUAAAAGUGGAUAUGGUUGCACAUUAUCUAAAGCAAAAGAAACUAUAGGAUGUGCUGAAGUUGCACCUGUGAAUUAUAUUAAAGCACAGUCAAAUGAGGCAUCAGUAAUUGUACCAGAUAUGUCUAAUCGAUUGUGCUCCUCAAACAUAGGAAGCACUGUUGCUAUAUCCACUGUGAAGACAGGGCAUCUUUCAUCUUCUUUGUUACUGUCAACUACACAAAUGCCUGGGCCUACAAGGAAUGUGUUUUCUUCGUUGCAGAUGCCAGUCAUAUCUACUAGACCUACUUCUUGUAUGACUUCUCAUUUAGCAGCAACUUCUGAUAGAGUUUCUCAUCAACCUGUAUCAAAAGAAACAGCAGACAAGGUUCAGUUUUCAUCAGCAAUAUUUCCAAAAACAUUACCAGCAAAUGUGAGUAAACCACACACUGUACUGACACCUUCAUUAGCAACUAAUCCAUCUAAUUUGGAACCUGCUUCUGUCUCUUCUCAAGCUUCCUCUCAUGCUUUGCAGGCAACUCCUUUACCUGCUGCAACCCAAGUAAAGGGAACAUUAAAUGACUCUUGCAUUCAGCAGAAAAUUGUUAUCAACACCAGCACUCCUUUGGCACCUGGAACUCAGAUUACAAUUAAUGGAACCCGUUUUAUUGUUCCUCCUCAAGGCUUAGCUGCAGGCAGUCAUGUUCUUGUAAUAUCUACUAAUUUAAACCCAGGAACAUCUUUAUUUCGGAACGGUAUGCAGAUGUGUCCGAGUUUCACCCCUGAAAAUACAGUAGCACAAGCAACUCCAGUGAAACAAAAUAUGCCUUUGACUCAACCUCUAAAUCAUACUUUUAACAUUGCAAAAAGCAUGAAUUCUUUUGGCACUACAAAAACAUUACCAGUCCCUCAUACUACGACAAACAUUAACUCUAUGAAUUUGUCUUUGUGUGCUGCAACAUCAGUUGAUGGAUGUUCAUUAUCAGGUGCACAAUCGACAGCUACCUGUAAAUCACACCUUGUCCCUGUUCUACAAAGCAGCAGUCAAUUACAAGCUGGUAACACUUUACAAUAUCCUAGAGAUAACAUAGCAGUAAAUUCUGCAACGAACAGGGCUCUCCUGUCACCUGUAGUAUCUACGGAAACAAAAAAUGCAGACCCAGCUUUCCCUGCACAUCAAUCCUAUGUACCAGAAAAAUCACACACUGUUGCAUCUUGAGUAAGGCCACACAAAAAAACAUGUUUAGUUAUAGUUGUAAUCUUUCUCCGUUCAACAGAGAGAGCUUUAUUGGUUGUUUCACAUGCUGUACUGAGUACAGAUCACUCAUUGAUCUACGUUAUAGAUUGUAGAAUGUUGUUUCUAAGUGGUUCUUGUUAUGUAAAAAAGCAAACUAAAAGCACUUAUUAGUUUAAAAGAUGGUUAUUUGAGCAGCCUGUUCAUAUACAAAAUGUCACGUUUGACAUUGGUAGUUAAAACUUUUGCACAAUUCUAUUUGAUCUUUUUGCAGUUUGUCUAGAACAGCAUUUGUCUUUUUACAUUUGUAAAGUCAUUUUUUUUCUGUAAAAAUGCAUAUUUUUGCAUUAUGAACCUCUAGGUUAUACAAUGUAAAAUUGUACAUAUCCUUAACAGUCUUUACUAAAUUCUCUGUAUACAGAGCAUUGUCUUAUUUAUGUUUUGUUUACAUAAUGUAUAGUUUUUUAAGUAUUUUAGUAUUUUUGCAGCAGUGUACUGUUUAGCAUUAAUGCAGAACAAUCUGCAUGUAAUAAAUAAACUAAGUCGCUGUACUGAG
Bombina bombina (fire-bellied toad) is the source of this 7536-nucleotide messenger RNA. RefSeq names its product KIAA2026 ortholog (gene BRD10). The transcript is spliced from 8 exons. Gene Ontology annotation, molecular function: protein binding. The record is from RefSeq and is a predicted model, not a curated record. The coding region runs from base 414 to 6965 and encodes 2183 amino acids. NCBI's taxonomy places the organism in Eukaryota, Metazoa, Chordata, Amphibia, Anura, Bombinatoridae.